This is a messenger RNA of Phanerochaete carnosa HHB-10118-sp, 384 nucleotides long. RefSeq lists its product as uncharacterized. The transcript is spliced from 3 exons. Bases 1 to 384 code for a protein of 127 amino acids. The record is from RefSeq and is a predicted model, not a curated record. Gene Ontology annotation, molecular function: oxidoreductase activity. NCBI's taxonomy places the organism in Eukaryota, Fungi, Basidiomycota, Agaricomycetes, Polyporales, Phanerochaetaceae.
AUGGUCAAAGGCGGCCGCAACUCAGCACCUAGGGCUUGUCGCUUGCAGGAGGUCGUGUGCUCUUCCGCAGCAACGAAGAAUUCUAGCAUCACUGGCAACUAUGCCGUGUACUCCGCCACCAAAGGGGCGGUCGAGCAGAUGACGCGCGUGCUUGCCAAGGACAUCGGAGCUAGGGGCAUCACCGUCAAUGCUGUUGUUGUAGACACCGAUAUGGUCCGGCAGGGGAACGACGAGAACGGGUUGAAGUUUCUAGCUCGCCCUCACCCACUUAACCGCCUCCCUAGCCCUGAAGAAACUGCUCCUAUUUUUGCCUUCAUAUCGAGAGAGGAGGCCGGGUGGAUUAAUGGACAAAUCAUUUUUGCGAAUGGCGCCACUGUUGUUUGA